AUGUCCAAAAUACGAAAACGGAAAGAUCGCGUUAAGCUACAAAGAGCAGAAGGCGGGAACACCCACCACUGCUGUGUCCCGCUGUGCACCGCUGGGGGGAGGUUCAACAAGAUGUUAAGUUUCCACUGCUUUCCCAAGGAUCCUGAAUUGCGCGCACAAUGGCUGAUGAAAAUCAGAAGGCACGGCUUCAUUGUUACCACCAGCUCUAGAGUGUGUAGUCGGCAUUUCGAGACUGGAGACAUCUUCGUGUCUUCCUGUGGGAAGCGCUGUCUUCAGCCCAAAGUUGUCCCAUCGUUAUUCCACUGGAAUAAUUUUUCGAAAAAGACCGAGCGACCUGGAGUUUUGGAGCAUCGCGUUAAAUAUGAAACCAUAUCAGGGGAGCUCGACGAGCUCAGGCUGCAGCUCGGGUCUUAUCAGUCGACUCAGGGACUGCAGCGAUUUGCCACAUCAGCUGAUGACAGUCGGGACUAUACAAGGGACCCUGAAGCCAAGGGUGCACAGCACAGUGUUACAAGAGAUCAUGACUACUGCUCAGUCCCUGAGCCGUCAGCAGAAGACCUGUCCAAAGACGUGGAGAGUCUGAGGAAGGAAAUACAGGCGUUACGUGUCCAGCGAGAGUUUGGGUUACAGCGGUUUGCUGGCUCUGACACUGACAUCCAAUUCUAUACCAGAUUUCCAAGCUAUGAUCAUUUGAUGGCAUUCUGGGUUUUGAUUGAGCCUUGCAUCUAUAAAAUGAUCCGGGCUUCAAGAGCCAAGUCAGCUGCCACCACGGACGAAGAAGUGUUGACACCUGCACGCACACAAGCG
This is a messenger RNA of Haplochromis burtoni (Burton's mouthbrooder), 807 nucleotides long. RefSeq lists its product as uncharacterized. The record is from RefSeq and is a predicted model, not a curated record. Lineage: Eukaryota; Metazoa; Chordata; Actinopteri; Cichliformes; Cichlidae.